Naegleria gruberi is the source of this 618-nucleotide messenger RNA. RefSeq lists its product as uncharacterized. Gene Ontology annotation, cellular component: cytoplasm. Gene Ontology annotation, molecular function: inorganic diphosphate phosphatase activity; magnesium ion binding. Gene Ontology annotation, biological process: phosphate-containing compound metabolic process. Lineage: Eukaryota; Heterolobosea; Eutetramitea; Acrasida; Naegleriidae. The record is from RefSeq and is a predicted model, not a curated record. The transcript has 4 exons. The annotation marks the transcript as partial.
UGGCAUGAUCUUGAUGUCGGUUCAUCAGAGCUCUUUAACGCCCUUAUUGAAAUUCCAAAAGGAUGUAAAAUCAAGUAUCAAUAUGAUACCAAGUACGGUCUCUUGAAGGUUAGCCACAUUCUUAGCAGCUCUUUGCUUUAUCCAGCAAAUUAUGGUUUCAUUCCACAAACCUUGGGUGAAGAUAAUGAUCCAAUUGACGUUUUGGUUUUGAUGCAAGCCCCUUGCCAUCCAAUGAGUAUUCUUCGUUGCCACCCUAUUGGUGUUAUGCCAUUGAUUGACAAUGGUGAACUCGAAUAUAAGAUUAUUGCUGUUCACGCUGAUGACCCAGAAUACAGAGGAAUUAACGAAUUGACCGAUCUUAGACCACACAUUUUGAACGAAAUUAAGAUUUUCUAUGAAGAUUAUAAGAAAUUGAAUAAGGAUAGUGUUUCUGUUGUUGUGAAGGAUAUGUUACCAAGGGUUGAUGCUUUGAAGAUUCUUGAAGAAGGUAUUGAACGUUAUAAGGAUUACGUUAGACAACAAAAGAAGUCAUUGACUUGUACAAGAUAUGGUUCUUAUCAAAACUUGUUCAGAGGUGGUGCUGAUUUGAGCAGUUUUGUUGAUGAAGAUGAUGAAUAA